This is a messenger RNA of Hibiscus syriacus, 1021 nucleotides long. RefSeq lists its product as uncharacterized. The coding region runs from base 78 to 983 and encodes 301 amino acids. The record is from RefSeq and is a predicted model, not a curated record. The transcript is spliced from 4 exons. Lineage: Eukaryota; Viridiplantae; Streptophyta; Magnoliopsida; Malvales; Malvaceae.
ACUUUGCUUUGGUUGUUCUUCAGGGUUUCUUUUUCUUUUUAGAUUUUCUGGGGUGAGAAAAAUCUUAUCUUGCAUCGAUGAGGAUCCGGAAAAGACAGGUUCCGCUGCCUUUCUCGUCCAUUUCACCUGUACCUCUUUCAUCAGAUCCCAUCUUCAACCGCCCUCCGGUGGCGGUGGUGCAACUCCCUCUACGGCAGCAACAACCACCUCCUUCGCCCUGCUUUCAUCCUCACGACCCUUCUGAAUCUGAUCAUCCAAAUCACCCGAUCCGACAACCACUACCAACCCAAGCCUUUGCUUCAUCUUCUUUCCAUGGACAACAACUCAUGAAGACCAAACAAGAUUACUUGGUCUUAAAGCCUGGAGGAGGAGGGGGUAGAGAAGAGAAAAAUAGUGAUACCGGGAAAGGAGAAGGACUAGGAAGAGGGGUUCUUUCACACUCGGGUUCUUCCCAUCCUCAAGCUGUUGGGGACAUUGAUGGCGACGACGAUGGUGAUAUGUUAAUAGCAAAAGAUGCAUACAAUAAGAGUGAUGCCGGGAAGAUGAAGACUAAGGUAAACAAGAAACUUGUGCAGCAGCCAAGCAACGAUGAAGAAGCGAGCAAAGACGAUGGAAGCGGCGGCUCUGCGAAAAAGAGAGGUCGAGGCGGCGGCGCACUCGUGGAAGGAUCGAGGUGCAGUCGAGUUAACGGAAGGGGAUGGAGAUGUUGCCAACAAACACUCGUUGGUUACUCUCUAUGCGAGCAUCAUUUGGGUAAAGGUAGGCUUAGGAGCAUCACUAGCGUUCGAGACAGAGCCAAGGAGGAGCGACUGGCUAAAUAUGCUGAUCAUCGGGCUCCGGUACCGUCAAAUUCGUCCCAACAGUUAGUAAAGCAAACAAAGAAGAGAGCGGUGAAGCUUGGGAUGGUGAAAGCCCGAUCGAUGAGCAGUCUGCUGGGCCAAAUCGACAAUGCCAUCGCAGUAGCUGAUGAUAAUAACCAGUAGUGUAGUAAGUGCCACUUCAAAAAAAAAAAGUAGUGUAG